Messenger RNA from Ilex paraguariensis (yerba mate), 1131 nucleotides. NCBI's taxonomy places the organism in Eukaryota, Viridiplantae, Streptophyta, Magnoliopsida, Aquifoliales, Aquifoliaceae. The record is from the annotation of a GenBank genome assembly.
AUGUACUAUAUGCUCACAGUCCUGCCAUCGGUUGGCAUUGGAGCCCUUUCUGCUAGGGAGGCUGAAGGAAGAGCUAAUAUCUCUGCAGGAGAUAAGGAGGCCCAUAAGCUACUCCAACCGGUGGACAAAACUCUAAAGACAAUGGCAAUAGAAUUUGCUGAGUACCAGGUCUGUGUUGAUGUAUUUAUUACUUCCCAAUCUUAUGUCGACAUUGCGUCCAUCUCUGUCAUUCCAAGAACUACUGGAGGGCAGGGCCGUGACAAUUUGGAUCAAGCCCAUUCUUAUCAUAAAUUUGACUUAGAGGAUUUAAGGGUCAAUCUGGGAACCUUAGACUCUAGUGCUCAGAGAGUUUUUGCAAGUUCUCCUUGGUCGAUGCCUUUGUCAAUUCAAUUCUUUCAGGAAGAGGAGCGAUUUGACCUGAUGUGUGUGCAAUCAAAGGUGUAUUACUAUUAUCCUUUCUCUGCCCUAUCUGAUCCUGCUAAGCUUUACAAUGAUCUUCGAUGGAACGUCACAAGACCUCAAGGUUUGGAGGCAGUCAUGCGUGUAAGAUGCAGCCAGGGUCUCCAAGUUCAAGAAUAUUAUGGAAACUUUUGUAAACGCAUUCCGACAGAUGUGGACUUACCAGCGAUCGAUUGUGAUAAAACAAUAUUGGUAACCUUGAAACAUGAUGAUAAAUUGCAGGAUGGCUCAGAAUGUGCUUUUCAGUGUGCUCUUCUUUACACCACUGUCUAUGGCCAAAGAAGAAUCCGAGUGUCUACCCUGUCUUUGCCAUGCACCACCAUGCUGAGUAAUCUAUUUCGCUUGGCUGACUUGGACACUCAAUUCGCUUGUUUCUUGAAGCAAGUGGCAAAUGAAAUUCCCUCCAGUCCACUAUUCCAAGUCAAGGAGCAAGUAACAAACCAUUGCAUAAACAUUCUGCAUUCAUACCGUAAAUUUUGUGCUACUGUAUCCUCAGCUGGACAACUUAUUCUUCCUGAGGCCCUUAAACUGUUGCCCCUAUAUACGCUUGCAUUUAGAGAUCAUUAUGCAAGCAGGGACUUUACCAUCCUUAAGAAAGCCCAAGCUGAGAUCAAAUAUAGUGGAGACAAAAUCAUGGCCGUCUUGCUUAUUCACCCUCUUAAGUCAGGAUAA